Molecule: messenger RNA, 330 nt
Organism: Mesorhabditis spiculigera
Lineage: Eukaryota; Metazoa; Nematoda; Chromadorea; Rhabditida; Rhabditidae
Source: the annotation of a GenBank genome assembly
AUGAACAACAUGAAUUGCUGGAAGAAGAGCAGGAAAAAGGACCCGAGUCGGUUAAUGCUAACGAGCUGCCCGGAGCACUUGACGCGAUGGAUCCACCCAGGAUAUCGACACCUGGUCCCCUGGUCUCACCGUUUCCGCGGGAUCGUCGUGAAACGCAGCAUUGCGGCCAAGAUCAAGAAGAGGACCGUCUACUACUUCCCGUUUCCGCGUGUAUUCCCCUACUUUUGCGAUAUUUGCCAAAUGACGACGCCAGAACUUGAGUUUGCCCUCGUCCAUCCAUGUGUCCGGAGAAGGCCCCGCGACUUUGACCCUGAAAAUGGCAGGCUUUUU